Molecule: messenger RNA, 1877 nt
Organism: Rhipicephalus microplus (southern cattle tick)
Lineage: Eukaryota; Metazoa; Arthropoda; Arachnida; Ixodida; Ixodidae
Product: trypsin-1
Biological process (GO): proteolysis
Molecular function (GO): serine-type endopeptidase activity
Source: RefSeq, a predicted model, not a curated record
CCCGCGUGAAAGCGGUGUUCGAGGCUGGCCGCUACUUUUGCACGCUGCGCGAGCGACGCGACUUGAGAGAAGCACGUCGCACACAAGCAACCUGGGUUCUCAAUACGUGCAUAACACGGGCAGACGGCGGCGCUGCCGUGCUGCUGCCGGGGCGCGGGGGCGCCAUGCGGCGGUGGCGGCCGCACUCGUGGUGGGCGCUCCUGUUGACAGCCUGCUGCUGCCUGCACCUGGCCGACCCACAGAUACACCUAUACGUGCCCGCACACCUUCCGGAGGAGUCCGGCUACUCGAGUCGCCAGGGCCAGUGCUCGUACGGCCGCGACGACCGGUGCACGUUCGUCCUGCUCUGCCUGCUGUCGGGCGGCACGGCAGCCGGCCGCUGCGGCAACAGCCUGCUGUACACGUGCUGCGUGCGGCCCCCGCGGACGCGAUCCUCGCUGCCGGCCGACCACGCGUCGGUGCAGGCGCUCCAAGCACGGAGUCCGGCCGUCGCGCGCACGGCCACGCAGCGGAAGUACUACAACGUGGACGACGAAGACGUGUGCGGUAGAUCAACGAACAAGCCGCAGAGGAGAAUCAUAGGUGGUGAAGACGCUCAGUACGGAGAGUUUCCAUGGCAGGCCCAUAUCAAGAUCUCCCGUCAGCAGUGUGGUGGAGCCCUGGUCAACCAUUACUACGUUGUUACAGCAGCGCACUGCGUACAUCACACGCCCCUGCGGCGAAUCUCGGUGAUCCUGGGCGCGUACGACAUCCAGGACCAGCGCUACCAGCUGUCGCGGGCGCAGGCGUACAGCGUGCUCGAGAAGAAGAUCCACCCGAACUUCGCCUUCUCGGCGUCGCAGCCGGACCGCUUCGACGUGGCGCUGCUCAGGCUGGACCGGCACGUGCGCUACCAGGAGAACAUCCUGCCCAUCUGCCUGCCACCCCGCGGGUGGACCUUCGAGGGGUGGCGAGCCACGGUCACCGGUUGGGGAAAGACCGACUCCACGCUCAGUAACCGCUACGGCACGCGGGUUCUGCAGAAGGUGGAGGUGCCCAUCAUAACUCGCAGCGAGUGCGAGCACUGGCACCACAUCCGCGGCAUCCGCAUCAGGAUCCACCAGGAGAUGAUGUGCGCAGGCUACAAGGAAGGGCGCAGGGACGCCUGCGUGGGUGAUUCUGGCGGACCGAUGAUGCUGAACUUGAACGGUCGGUGGACACUCGUCGGAAUUACAUCAGCAGGAUUUGGAUGCGCGCAAUCGUUCCAGCCGGGCAUCUACCACCAAGUGUCCAUGUCCGUCGACUGGGUCAUCGCGAAUAUGCAGUGACCGAUGGCGUCGUAAUCAAUAGACAUUGCUCUCACCUUCAGUGCACACUAUCUGUCUGCUGGAACGGGAAUGCGGGCGUGAAAGAAGAAAAGAAAACGCCGGUGAAAUGAAAAGAGAAGCACUGACAGUGAAACAGCAAGGCGCCGUGCAUUUUUUCACGGCGCAUUUGUGUGGCAGGAACUGCGUGCUAUACCAACUACUCGCGAGUGUUAACGCGUGUGGUUAAUGGCACGCUCGAUCGCGCCUCGACUACAACGGACAGCAACGGCGACGACGAACGUCGAGGGGACAGUGCUCGUUGCGAUGCGUGUAUAGUACGAGGUGCUCAGUGGCGAAAGUGCGUGUUGCUUGAACGGAAAAGAACGACGUCGCCACCUGUUGUCGAAUCAACGUUGUCGCUUCGAAGGACGAUGUGCCAAUCGUGCUCUUCCUCGGAAAAGGGACCAAAGCGCGGCUUGCGCCGAAUUCCUCGCGUAUUAUAUAGCGCUCAUGCCACGGUUGUACGGGCCGUGCACUGACGUGUUGUUACUCAUUAAAUGUUAGGUAUUUCCAGCAAUGCUGCCUGCAAGA